AUGCGUGGAAUUUACGUUAAAGUUGUUGAUCCUAUGAACGCAGGUCUAAGCGAAGAUCUGCUUGAUGAGACCGAAUAUGAACAAAUUCCAGCAAUAUACACCUCAGAAGAUGAACAUAUGCGAUCACCAACCGAUCAGACAAAUACAUCGCAUUCAUCUGUCCAACCCGAGAAUGCUGAUUUAAAGACGACGGCGACGGAGGAAGAACAAUCUUUGAAGAAGAGCACUGACAUUAUUGAUGAGAAGAACGAUGAAAACAGUAAUGAUAAUAAAACAGAUUCAUCACACAAUGUACCAGUCCCAGGAAAAAAACGUAAAUUACCAAUUUCCGCAGGUCUAGUCUCCUAUGCCAUUGAUGAUGAUGAGGAGGAGGACGACGAGAAUACUGUGUUAGACACCGACGACGAUGAUGGCGAUGAAGAUGAUGAGAAUACUGACUCAAACGAUCAAAAUACUCACAGUAAUCAUGUAUUACAAAGUAAUGUACCCGCAACAGGUCAACCACCAACUAUUUUCAGCUCUGGCCAACCAGUUAUUAAUAUUUUAUCUCAGAAUCAAAUUCAUCCCACCACCACCACACAGACUUGUCAACAAUCAAUGAUGGGAAAACUUCAAAUCCUCUUACUACCGCCUGAACCUACUGGACAUUGUUCUAUGGUGUUACAAGAAAGAGUUGAACGUGCUGUACGUCGGAUGCGAUUGGAUAUUAGUUAUGAUCCGAAUAGAGCUAUUCAGGAUAAUAAAGCAUUCCGUAAUCCUAGCAUUUAUGAAAAGUUGAUAGAUUUUUUAAAAAUUGAUGAAAAAGGCAGCAAUUUUCCUAAAGAAAUCUAUGAUCCUUAUCGUUGGGGUCCUCAAUCCUAUUAUGAAGAACUUGCAAAAGUACAAAAUCGUGAAAUUGACCGACUGAUGAAAUUACAAAAAGAACAGAAAAAGACAGAGGCUAAUACAGCGACGACAACGGCAACAACAACUACUACUACUACAAGUACAGUGAAAACCGCAAACAUUCCAAAUCCCAUUGCAGAGAAGACAAAUCCAACUACUGGGGGAUCUGUAUAUACAGGAUACAUUGAACCAAAAAGACCAAGUAAAUGGGAUAUUGGUAUGCCUAUAAAUCUACAAUCGCAUGAGACUACUACUACCAGUACUACUAUUACAACUACUACGAUUACAACUACAGAACCCGUCAAACAACAACUGCAGCAGCAACAGCAACAACAACUACCGCCAUCAAUUCCUCCUGUUGGAAGUUUAAUCAAACGUAACUGAUGUGCACAGUAUUGCAUAGGGCAAUUUUGUAAUAUUAAUAAUAAUAAUAAUGACAACUAACCACUGUUAAAACAACUGUUGAUAACGUUUAUUCCGCCGCCACACUCACCCUUCCCCCCCUCCCUCACACUUUUUUUGUACUUGUAAACAUGCACACAUAUUUUUCCAGGAGGAUAAUAUAUAUUCAAAUGAACUGUUGUCAAGACUUGACAGAAUUAAUUUUCCCUUCAUGUUCCCAGUGGAACAUAGGGCUU
Molecule: messenger RNA, 1523 nt
Organism: Trichobilharzia regenti
Lineage: Eukaryota; Metazoa; Platyhelminthes; Trematoda; Strigeidida; Schistosomatidae
Source: the annotation of a GenBank genome assembly